Molecule: messenger RNA, 3021 nt
Organism: Plasmodium coatneyi
Lineage: Eukaryota; Apicomplexa; Aconoidasida; Haemosporida; Plasmodiidae
Exons: 6
Coding region: 1-3021 (1006 amino acids)
Source: RefSeq, a predicted model, not a curated record
AUGGCUCAAGAUAAGGUAUUUGGGCCAUUGAAGGAAAAGUGGCUAGAGAAAAAAGGGUUAAAGGAAAAGGGGAGAACCAGGGAGGGAAAUUUAAUAAGGAACAUAGGAAAAUGGAUUAAUGAAUUUGCUAAAAGUGCGGGCAGCGACAAUGAAGGAAUAGGGGCAUCUGGGUGCGACCAUGUGUAUGGAAGUAGUGAGAUGAAAGAAGGAAUAGACAAAAAAGUGUGUGCUUUUAUUUUAGGAAAUUUAUGGAGAACGUAUACAGUGCUCAUAGAAGAAGGAGUGGAGGAAGUGGAUAGGGAAAUGAAAGCAUAUAUAUAUUGUACUAUGAUGAGCGCAUGGAUGUUCUUAUAUCAGAACAAAUACUGCAGGGCUAACGAAGUUAUGAAUCAUGCUUUUGAAGGAAUGAGAUUAUUGUGUAAACCUUCUGGGAAGGGAGGAAAGUGCUAUAAGUGUGAAUAUGAAAAUUUGGAGAGAAUGCAAGUAGGGGAUGUACAAAUGUUAGGAUACAUACUGGAAGCAGUUAAGAAAGGAGACAAUGCUAUGGGAAAAAUGUAUAAGGAGGUACCAGAAGUUAAAUGUAAGCAGGAGAAUACUUUUGGACAACAUCAUCAAACAGCGGGGCAACUGGCUGAAAAAAAAAUCACCGCAGAGCAUUUUCACUUCAUAACCCAGUUAUUGACAAAAUGGAUCAUGGCAGGGAAAGUGGGAGAUUUGGACAAUUUUGGGACCAAAAUAUGGGCUAAAUUCAGGAAAGUAUUAAAAGAAUUCUUCAACUAUAUGGAAACAAGUAAUGAUGCAUGGGCAGUUUCGUGUGAUGAUAAUGGUUGGUUUAAAUGGAGAAACUAUCAAACGAAAGAAGACAGACGCGUGUGCAAACUUAUGGUUGAUGCAUUAUAUUUUAAGAAUUGGUAUAAGGGUGCCAUGGAAGAUAUCAGGGGGAGGGGGGAGAAUGAAGGGGACAUAGAAGCACAUAUAAAAUGUGUAAUAGCAAGUGUCUUUAUGUAUAUACUAUUAAAAUCAAACUGUAAAAGGUGGUUAGGUAUAAAAUAUGCCCUGAAGAUAAUGAGUGAAAUUGAGGAAAGUCUAAAAAUUACGGGACAUAGUACAAAUAAGUGUGAAUGGAUGGAUUAUGAGGAUAUAAGUUUAGGAGGAAAAGUAGUUGGGAAAACAAUUGAAGAUUGGCUAAUGAAGAACAAAGGAAUAGGGAAAAAGGUUGAAAGCAUUAGGAAAAAUGCAAAUUGUGCAAAAUGGAACUGGGAUAUAGUCUGGGAGAAAGACAUUAAAGGAGAGGAUAGUGUAAAAAUAGUAAAAUUAUUAGAAGGGAAGGAAAAAGAAUUAGAAAAGGAAGAAGAAAAAACAUGGACUAGACCAAAGGAACUUCGUGGUUUAUGGGAAGAGGACGAAGACCUUGAAAUUGGGGAAUUUUUUUCAGAAUUCUCUAAUAACCCCAUUGAGGGAGAUCAUAGAUAUGACUACGAGACCUUGGAAGAGUUGGCUAAAAUAUGUGAGAAAGAAUCAAGUAUUGAAGGUAUACUGGAUAAGGAGGAAGACAGAGAGUUUUGUAGAACUCUUAUAAAAAAUUUAAUGAUAGUAACAAAGGACAAGUUACCAUGUCAAAAAGAAAAGAAAGAUAGGCCGGAUAUGUGGGAUUGUAUUCCAAAGUGUGAUCUUCUGAAUACAUGGCUCAUAUACGUAAGAAUGAGCUGUAAAAGGAACGAGGUAAUAAAUCAUGUAUUUGAGAAAAUGAAGGAUAUGAAGGGAAAUGUAAAAUAUAAGAAUGUUUUUGAAGAAUGUAAAUAUGGACAGAUAAAGCCAUGGUGGAGGGGGGACAGAGCUAUGAUGAUGGAAGUUUAUAAAUUUCUGAUGAAGGAAGACGGAAGGAGUAAAAUAAUGGAAAUACAUAACCAAAAUUGGUGUGGUGGGAAAGGGAUAAGAGAUUUUGUGAGUGAAAGUGUGCGGGAAAGGUUAAGGGCAGAUAAGAAGGCAGGAAAUGAGGAAUAUGGGAAUUUUCUGAAGGAAGUUGGGAAAGUAGCCGGAGUGGAGGAACAACCAGGUGGUAGAGCAGCUGGAGGGGGAGGUUCCUCCUCUAGUGGUGAAAGUAGAGCACCCGCUGCUCCAGGAGGAAAGUUAUAUCCUAAACCGGGUGCUGCACCUGAAAAUGAUGGAAAAUCUCCCAUUAAGGACAAGGAUAACUAUGAUGUAGGUCCUAUUGCUGUUUCUGCUGAUGGUCAAGCAGGUAUUAUUGAACUUUCUGCUGGUACUCAUAAAGAUCCAGCUCUUCAGGGUCCUCCACAGGAAUUAUUCGAGGCUGCUGAAGAGGGUACUAUCGUACAGGCCGCUCCAGCUGCCGAACCUGCUGCUGAUGAACAGGAAGAACAUAGUCAAACACCUCAUGAGGUUUCGGGGCAACCUUCUUCCGGCUCUGAAGAUGUUCAGAGUUCUGAUCCUGAAAAAGUUGAACAAAAUGGACAAGAUGCUUCCACGCCUGAAGCAGGUUCUGGUGAAUCUGUUGGUCCUUCCCAGGAAGCUCACCCGAAGGCUCUUGAUGCUGAUAUAAAAGGUCCGAAGGCAGACAUAUCAUCAACUUCCUCAGGAGGACAAAGUCCUCCUUCAUCAGCAGGAACAGCACAUUUAGGGUUAGGUCAACAGGGGAAGGGUGCCAUACGGACCCCUUCUGCUCCUGUCAAACUUACUCACAAGUAUUUUACCUUGCCUGGUAAAAGAAGACGUUACAGAAGAGCUCAUCAAGUACGUGGUCCCUCCUUAGAACAACAACUCCCUGAUCAUGUGGACGACCAGGCAGAUGGUCCACGUGAAUACACUUUAGUUAACGAACGACAACCUAUACGUCGGCCAAGAAGAUCACUCGGAAAAAAACCAGUUAGCCGCCGCACUAUUAUUGAUAUUCAUUUAGAAGUCUUAGACGAAUGUCAAAAAGGGGAUGUACAUUCGACGAAAGAGGACUUUUUUGAAAUUUUGGUUCGAGAAUUUAUGGAAAGCGAAUUCAUAAAGGAAUAA